Larimichthys crocea (large yellow croaker) is the source of this 2052-nucleotide messenger RNA. RefSeq lists its product as uncharacterized. Bases 442 to 2052 code for a protein of 536 amino acids. The record is from RefSeq and is a predicted model, not a curated record. Lineage: Eukaryota; Metazoa; Chordata; Actinopteri; Sciaenidae. The transcript is spliced from 3 exons.
UCGGGAUAAAACGCUUGCAUCAUCACGUUUGAGUGAAAUGCAUUAUGGGUAGCCGCGGGAGGAGGUCAUGUGCUACUCAGUCCAUGGACGUCGUCGUGUGUAUUUUGGAAGCGGUUAUGCCUGCCUGUUGACCUUGGCUUUGAACGCAGUACAUUGUGGAGCUUCCUGUACCAGUUUUCCUGCUGCUUCUCCAUAACGAGCUCUGCUGCAUGCCAUCUAUGUAAGGUAAUACACUGAUCCAACCACAUUUCAGACAAUCUGAAUUCUCUUUGAGGAGUAAUAAUGAGUAGUAAUAACUGGACAUUUUGGCAGGGGUGGGCUUAGUAUUCUAAUGGAAUUCAUAACUGGCUUUUUUUUUCUUUUUUUUGUAUAAUCUUUUUUCCGUAGGUCUACAAUGAUGACAACUGUGCCUUUUUUCUUCUACCCUUUUUUUUAUGUUGAAUGAAGUGGACUUGUAAACUUUGUACUUUUUUUUGUGGAAAUCGUAAGAGAAUCAUUGAACAUUACCAAAGUAGCCACAGACAUUACAGAAGAAACUGUCCAUUACCCUGCAUAUACAAAGACUGUGCACAGUAUUUCAGAUCUAAAAAAUCCUUGCAGGUCCACUUGAGAGAUCAUGGGCUCAUAGAACGGAGUAGUGGACUAGUUGGCUUUAAAGUAAAAUGCUUGUUGUGUGACUUUGAAGAUGCUGUCAGCCUAAAACAAUAUAUUGCUCAUCUUGGGAAGCACCUGAGGAAUAGGGAGACUGUCACCUGUCCUUUUAAUCACUGUCUUUUCAAAUCAAACGUUUUCUCUAGUUUUACAUCACAUAAAUCUCGUUGUCACCCGCAUUGUACUUUAAAAGACUUUAAGAAGGAGAUCACUGUACAAGAAUGUGAAUUGUCAGAAAGUGAAACAGCUAAAUCAGAGUCACAUGGCACUGAAAACGAUUUUCAUGUACCGUUUGACGAUAAUUCUGAUAAUGAACCAGAGUACCAUGACACCACUGACAAAAUUCAGGAAAGGCUUGCAUCGUUACUUCUGCGAAUGCAAGCAGUCCUUCAUGUUUCCAAAUUUGCCACUCAAGAAAUAGUCAGUGAAUUUCAUGACAUUGGUGUUUUGAUUUGUGAAUUAAAUGAGUAUACAGUAAAAAAGGUCUUAAGGCAGCACAGUUGUAACAUUGAUGAAAACACUGUAACUUUGGUAACAGAAGCUUUCCACAGCAUCAAUCCACUCAGCUCCAUUUCCCAGAGUGGGUGUCUAGGAUCAGAUCAAAAAAGGUUGUCCUAUUUCAGAGAAAAAUUUGGUGUCAUAGACCCAGUUGAGUAUGUUUUAGACUCGCCAUUAAAGAAAACCUUUGUUUAUGUCCCAGUUCUUAAAACACUGCAAAAAUUGUUAAAUCGGGGUGAUGUCAUUGAUAAAGUUUUAGAAGAUACAGAAUCACUACCUGGUCAUUACAAGACAACAUUUGAUGGAUCAUAUUUCAAAGAGAACCCAUUACUGACUGGGGAAGAUCAGACAAUUUCUUUAGGUCUGUAUAUUGACGAUUUCGAGGUCUGUAACCCUUUAGGCACCUCGAGAAAAAAACACAAGUUGUGCGCAAUAUACUGGGUAAUAGCAAAUUUACCUGUUAAAUACAGAUCAUCCUUGUCUAGUAUAUAUCUUGCUCUUUUGUGUAAAAGUGUUGACACUAAAACAUUUGGAUUUGACAGGCUUGUAGAACCACUUUUGAGGGAUCUUCAACUGCUGGAAAACGAAGGGAUCUACAUUAGCAGGUUAGGAACCAGUAUUAGAGGUACAGUGUUGUAUGUAUCAUCUGAUAAUUUGGGAGCACAUGCGUUUUCUGGUUUUCAAGAGUCCUUUAAUGUUGAUAAGUUUUGUCGUUUUUGUUCAGCCAGUCGUAGCGACAUUCAGAGUUGUUCAGUGCAAAGAAAUUCAUUUUUAUUGAGAACCAAAGAGUCCUUCAAUGAGAAUCUUUCCAGGCUGAGGGAGAAUGAGCACUUGAAAAGUGUUGAAGGAGUGAAACGAGACUGUGUGAUGUUGUUCCUGAAGAUGAUGACGCAUGGUCUGUAA